Molecule: messenger RNA, 1181 nt
Organism: Penaeus vannamei (Pacific white shrimp)
Lineage: Eukaryota; Metazoa; Arthropoda; Malacostraca; Decapoda; Penaeidae
Source: RefSeq, a predicted model, not a curated record
CCUCUCACCACGGCAACGCGCGCGAACAUGUCAGUCGGGAACGAUCAACAGGCGGAAAAAGUAGUCGGAUAUCUCUUGAUUUUUGUUGUGUCUGUAUAUUGACACCGAAUCACCAUCCUUUCCCAGUAGAGGAAGAGGAGGGAAUAAGUGUUAUCUUCAGAGCUAUCGCCGUUUCACCAUUUGUUUUAUCCAAGAGUGUUGACGUAUUUACAACAUGCCACCGAAAGCACAACCCGGGGAGGGUAUUGUGGUGGUCCUAGAUGUUGGUCCAGGUGUGCGGGCCAGCACGGAAACAAGCUUCUUCUCACAGGCAAAAAAAUGCUUAACAAAUAUUCUGCAACGGAAGAUGUUUGCAGAAAAGUGUAAAGAUCAAGUGGGUGUAGUUUUGUUUGGUACAGAUGGUACAGACAAUAAUCUUGCUAGUGGAGACCAGUAUCGACAUAUUACAGUCCUAAGGGAAAUAAUGACUGUGGACUGGGACAUGAUGAAUGAGGUAGACCAGCUGCCUUAUGGGAAAGCUACAGCAGAUUGGCUGGAUGCCCUGGUAGUAGCAAUGGACCUCUUGCAUGAUCCUGAUGGAAUGCGAUUUAGCAGCAAGAAAAUUGUGUUGAUGACAGACUUCAGUGGAGAGUUCAGUGAUGAUCAAGCAUCCAAGAUCAUUGCUGGCCUCACCAACAGUGGCAUUGAACUGAGUGUCAUAGGACCAGAGAUUGUAGAUGAAGACAACAGUGAUGAUGACAUGGAUGGACCCGGGAGCUCAAAUGGAGCACCAAAGAAUGGUAGUACUGGCAAUCCAAUCAACUGGAAUGGAAAACCGAAGACUGCUAUUCAGUUAGCAGGUGAAGCCCUGAUUACCAGGAUUGUCUCAGAGGUGGAUGGAAUAAUUUGCAGUUUUGAUGAGGCCAUCCCACAGCUCAUCUUCUUCCAGAAAAAGUCAGCAGGUAGUGCUAACUGGAACACUGUCCUGGAUAUUGGUCCUGACUUCCAGAUAGCUAUUACAGGGAAAAUCAAGGUCAAACAUUCAACUGUGCCAACUUGGAAGAAAAUGCAUGCUCAUGAUGAGACAGCAGCAAUAAUUAGUGAGACAUCUUACCAUCGGCAUGAUGAUGCCCAGACAGCCGUUGAUGAAGCAGAGGUCAUAAUGGGUUACAAGUAUGGGACAACAUUGGUCCCAUUUUCAG